AUGCCCCUUGAAGAAAUAGUCUACUUAAGUGUUGACUUACCAGAUAUCAGGACAUCCACUAUUACUCCUAAAAGAAAAUGUUUUGCGAAUGCUCCCGAAAUUAGUCCAGCCAAGUUUCACGAAAAAGGACCAACUAUAACCAAAGUUCUCGAAUCGUACGACAUCUCGGAAGUAUCAGGUGAUGACUACAAAAGGGAAGACCUAAAACAAGAGCAAGAUUUUAAGCUAAAUGCUAAAAUAGCACUAGAAAAGUUAUUUGACAGUUAUCUGGAAAUCCUAAUGACCUGA
Molecule: messenger RNA, 288 nt
Organism: Cetraspora pellucida
Lineage: Eukaryota; Fungi; Glomeromycota; Glomeromycetes; Diversisporales; Gigasporaceae
Source: the annotation of a GenBank genome assembly